Molecule: messenger RNA, 2007 nt
Organism: Saxophila tyrrhenica
Lineage: Eukaryota; Fungi; Ascomycota; Dothideomycetes; Mycosphaerellales; Extremaceae
Exons: 2
Coding region: 1-2007 (668 amino acids)
Biological process (GO): transmembrane transport
Cellular component (GO): plasma membrane
Molecular function (GO): sucrose:proton symporter activity
Source: RefSeq, a predicted model, not a curated record
AUGGACGGACAGCCCAACGUUACACAGCCAACGGCGCCUGCAGAAAAGCCUCGCCCAGCACGUGCUCAGGUCAAGUUUGGACGGGAACCUGCAUACCACGAUGACAACCCCCGGCCAAGCUUCCAGAGCUAUAAUGGAGACGUGCGGCGAGCGAGCAAGAGCAUCGACUUGGUCAAAGAGGUGGACGGGGUCAACGAGGCGUCACCGCUUCUUCGUCCUAGGAUGAGCAAAGAUAUGAGUGCGCUGCCGCCGCUGGAGAGCAUCACGAGUCCGAGCGAUGACGACGAUGACUGGAUUGCCGAUGCGCCGCACGAGUACGAGCAGCAGGAGUCGAAGAGCAGCUGGUAUCUGUUCUUGCUGACUUUCUGCAUGAUGGGCCUACAGAUCGCAUGGGCCGUCGAACUGUCAAACGGCUCUCCUUACCUUCUCAGCCUCGGAAUAUCCAAGUCUCUUCUGGCCUUCGUCUGGAUCGCAGGUCCGCUCUCUGGCACUCUGGUCCAGCCAUAUGUUGGCAUCAAGUCUGAUCGUUGUCGUUCGCGCUUUGGCAAACGGCGUCCCUUUAUGAUUGGAGGCGCCGUCGCCACAGUCGUAUCUCUGCUUGCCUUGGCUUGGACCCGCGAGUUCAUCGGUGGCGUUCUGGGCAUCUUUGGCGUAGCACCUGAGUCUCAAGCAGUUGCGACGACAACAAUUGUGUUCGCGGUGCUAAUGAUUUACAUUCUGGACUUCGCCGUUAACGUCAUCCAAGCCGGCAUCCGCGCCUUCAUUGUCGACAAUGCGCCCACGCAUCAGCAAGACUCUGCCAACGCUUGGGCGUCACGGUUGAGUGGCGUGGGCAACAUCAUUGGGUAUCUCUUUGGCUACGUCGACUUACCUAAAUAUCUUGGAUUCUUUGGCAACACCCAGUUCAAGGUACUUUGUGUGAUCGCAUCGUUCGCUAUGAUAUCUACUCUUGCUGUAUCAGCGGGCAGCAUUACCGAGCGAGAUCCACGGCUCGAAGGAAAGCCAGACAAGGAAGAGGGCGGAGUGAUCGCCUUCUUCCGCAACCUCUAUCACUCCAUGCGCAAGCUACCACCUCAAAUCAAGGCUAUCUGCCGGGUGCAGUUCUUCGCUUGGAUCGGCUGGUUUCCGUUCCUCUUCUACAUCACGACUUACGUCGGCGAAAUCUACGCAGAGAAGUUUUUUGCCGAAGACCCAGACAUGAGUUCGGACGAAAUUGAGAAGACGUGGGCUCGCGGCACCCGAGAAGGCACCUUUGCCCUCUUCAUGUUCGCGCUGACGACCUUCGCCUCAAGCGUUCUCAUCCCCUUCUUCAUAGCCAGCAGUUACAAGCCUCCCACGCUACCCCCUCGGACACCAAUGACGCCCACAACACCCAGAACACCACGCGCCAACCGCACCCUCCUGACAGAGGAGGAGGACUAUUUCAACCACCCCUCUAGCAGCCCCACCAAACCCUCUCGCAGUCGCCGCAACUUCCUCUCGCGCCUCCGCCUCUCCAGCCUCGAAAUCCGCUCCCUCACCCUCCGCCGCGCCUGGCUUCUCUCUCACGCCCUAUUCGCCCUCCUCACCUGGUCCACGUUCUUCGUACGCACCACCACCGGCGCCACCAUCUUGGUCGCAUUGAUCGGCAUCCCCUGGGCCAUGACGAACUGGGCCCCCUUCGCCCUCAUCGCCGCCGAGAUCUCUAAGCGGGACGCCAUCCGCCGCGGCCACCUCCCUCCACCACCGCUGGAAGAAGGUCGCGAUAGGGACGCUGAGCUCCUAGCCCGCGGCGAGGACCCUAGUGAGGGCGCUGAUCAAGCGGGCGUGGUGUUGGGGAUCCACAAUGUGGCGAUUGCGGCGCCGCAGGUCAUUGCUACGUUGGUCAGUAGUGUGAUCUUUCGAUGGUUGCAGAAGCCGAGGGGAAGUGUGGGGGAUGAUAGCGUGGCGUGGGUUUUGCGGUUUGGGGGGUGUGCGGCUGUAGUGGCUUGUUGGAUGACGAGGAAGGUGGCGGAGGAGAAGGGGUGA